UUUUUUCCUUACAAAAUAUGAAGUAUCAAAACCUUAUUUAUUAUACAACUAUCAUAAACAAUUUAUUUGUAAUAAGAAAUCCUAUUUGAGUUUCUAUUUCUUUUUUAGCAUGUGGCUUAGGGGAAUUAAUUUUUCCCCAAGGUUCUUUCUAGGCGACUGCAGCUGCAACAGCGGCAUCGACCGAGCGACGAUUAGCGUCUCGGACGGUGAAAGGGGCUUGCUUGUAUGCAUAUGAAGAUUCUCACACUUUCAUCUCGUCUUAUAAAGAGACUACUUGUUCCCUGGAGUACAGACAAGGCCGUCCCGUAGCGACCGGGACGAAAUAGAAAUUCUCCAUAAAUUACUCCGUGCGCGCCGUGAAACGACUCUCAUUUGCGACUCAAAGUCACGAGAGAGUGAUACAAUUUCUCUCUAAUCCUAUUCCCACGUCGUAUCCUUCCGUAACAUUGCCGUUGUCACGCAUGAAAUGCGAGAAUGAUUUGGCAGAGUCAUCGGUUUGUUGCAUGAAAAGCAGGCGAAUCGAAAGACGCUGACCUAAAUUAACUCGAUGAGAUGAAAUCUUCAAUCAAUGAGGACAGAGAUUGGUUUUACUAUUUAAGAAUCUUUUUUCUCCUUUUAUUUCUUGUUAUUGUAUUCUACAUAAAAGAUAGAAUAUUAAUAGUUUUUCUUCAUUUGUAUUAAAAUUAUAAAUUAGUAAAACCUAUGUUUCAAUAAUUUAAGUAAAUUUGAAUACAGGGUUGACAAUUUGAAAUAUUUAGAUACAGUUAUACUUAUUUGAAUAUCUGUAAUUUAAAUAUUGCUUUACUUCAAAAUUAAUUAGCAUUACUUCAAAAUCCAUUUUGCAAAUUUUCUGUCUUCCUCCCGUAACAUGUCAACGCAUGUACGAAAAGUAUUACACGACUCGCGCAAAAACACUUUCACAUCUCUCUAGUGAGCACGUUUGAAACUGGCGCGCCCCCACCGCCCAUCGAUCGAUCGAUCGUCGCGAAACGGCGUGGAGUGAAGGCAGCCGCGAGUGGGAGAACGGCCGCAAGUCCGCAACUUGGGCUAUCGCCGAGCGGUGGCGUUGGCGCGUUCGCCGCGGCGACUCACUCUCGUAAUGGCUGCCGUCUGGUGUUGUCAGUGAGUGUGCGGGUGCUCGUUGCGGGAAGUUGCGUUUACGUCGGGGAAGUCGCGCGUCAAGCGUUGCGAUCGCCGAGCAAGUUUGUGCGCGCAAAAGCGAAUCGCGCAUGAGGCGAGCGGUGUGACGGCCAGUGUGCGGAGUUGCGUGCACGCAGGUGUGUCGUGUCGCAAAACCGACUCGCGCCGGCGGCGAUUUAAACGCAGCAGCGACUGGGAAAUUCGUACGGUGGAGUGCUACCCCUGUCUGUCCGUCUGUCCGUUCAUCCGAAGCGUCAAGCAUCGCGACCGGUGUCGACGACCCGUCCCGGAUCGUCGCCGCGAGAAAACGCUCCGAUGCACGACUCGCGCGCGUCGCACUGACGCAACGGCGUCAGCGAGCCUGCCUCGCGUCGCUUCGCGAGGGAUGACGAGCGACGUCAUAUGACAACACGCGUGAGCGAAGACACGAGCAGCGUCGACGUCCGUCGACUCGUCCACGCGUCCGGUCGACGCGAUCGGUCCGCGAAAACGCGAAGCGGUGCCCGGUGAGGGCCGCGGGCCCGAAUUCCUCCUCACGUGGUUCAAGGUCGGCCAGAAGCAUCCGGGCGUCACGAGCGGCGACGAGGCGACGCUGUCCACGCGGCGCUGCCGCGCGAGCGAGCAGGCGAGCCGUCAACGGCAGCCGGGAUAUCGGAAGCCGCUCCGAGCGCGACGACGCCGUGCGUGACGACGACGACGACGACGUCCAGCCGAAACCCGAUGCGCCGUAAGUACCAUUGGUCCGUCGAGUCUCGAACUUUCUUCGAGAUCUGCGACGUUACUCCUCUUUCUUUCGACAAUUAGAUCGGAACAGGAAUGUGAUAGUAUUUCGAGUUGCAGAAAAGAGAGAGAAGCAUAUGAAGCUCUAUUAAAGAAAAUGGACGGUAAAUCCAUUAGUUAAUUAAUGCCAGUGUUGCCAGCGUCGUUGACGUUUUGUGCGAUACUUGACGCAUCUACCUGACUGAUCUGUGCAAACCAAGUGAAGUGUAGUUGGACAGUUUAUCGUGGCAGGAUAUUGUUUCAUCUAUCCUGAAGCUUCACAUUAGUUCCAAUCGCUUGUCACACAGGAAGAUCCGCGAAUCAACCCACGAGGAGACAUCCGCCGGCAACGAGGAGAGAAUCGUGCCAAGUUUCGGUACCACGUUCUUCCUACAUUGAGCUUCGAAGCUGUAACGUUAUUCCGGACCGCGUUGCGCGACUCCAAGGAUAAAGCCUGCUCGUGACCAAUCGACUGUGAUUCCUAUGCGCGACGCCACUGCCAAAAGGGAUACAAAGUUGCAUUGAUAGCAGACUUGCUUCUUCGUUCUUCCUUCGCCUUCCAAUCGCUGUUCGUUGAGGACGAGUGUCUUCCACGUUGUAUCAGGAGCAUACAAUACAUUGCUGCGAUUCGCCGUCACUUUGCUUCGAGAUCUCGACGUCUUCCGUGAGCUUUAACGUUCUUGGUGAACCGGAAGGACCGACAAAGGACUUCCUUUUCGAAUUUUGCUUCGUCAGACCAGUACUAUCUCCAAAGGCAACCCGAAUUACAAGGGAACAGAGGAGGAUCAAUUUUGUUCUUCCGCCAGAACGUCGCUCUCCGACCACAUUUAUCGAUCAGAUUUUGCGGAUGCGAUUCGUUGACUAUAUGUUACACCAAUCCGGACUGCGUUCAAAGACGUGUUGCCGCAUCGACGAGCAUUGCAGUUGUAUCGCCGCUCGAUAUCGUUCGAAGUAUCGCGGUGUCGUCUCCGUGCUUAUUUGCGGACCGGCCAGCCGCCUCCAGUAUCCCUACGUUCGUAUUCGCUUCUCUCCACUCACCGCGGAGUAUAGCAAAACGACGCCGUGACGACGACCGUCCAGAGGCGUAUCGUCGAGCCGGCCGCGUGUAAUGCGGCACACACACAGCAGCCGCCGCUGCUGUUACGCAUCAGUCUGCGCGACCACCUCGUCGCGAUAACGGCGAAGAUGUUCGGAAAGGUGCCGCCGUCGAAUACGCCGGGUCCGCCGACCAACAACGGUGACGCGGCCAAGUCAUGCGUCCGGCCGACGACGGCGAGCACAACGGCGUCGUGUCUGCCCUGCUUCUCGGUGGAAGAAACACCGACGGUAGACGCCGACGACAAGGCAAGACCCUGGCGACCGACGAAGAACAACGCUGAUGAUACCACGUCGGUGGUCUUCGAAGCGCCAUGCAAUUCUUUGCAGCCACUCGCCGUUUUAACGGACGUUCCAUCCGUUGCAAUAGAGCUUCCUAAACUCUGCAGGAUCGAUGCACCGAUGACUUGCACCACCACUUGUUCCAAGAUCCCGAGCAAAUGUUCGCCCAAAGAAACAUCACAUGUGAAUACCAGGCAGAAGUGCCAGUCGGGUCAGAAUAGUCCGAACGUCUUGAAGAUCGGCGUCGGUAGAUCGCGGAGGCCGCAAUCCGCUUCGGUUGCGGGAGGCGUCGAGACGUACACUGGAACAGUUAAAGACUCGGCGAGAGGAUCCGCAAAAAGGAUUGUCGCCGCCAGCCGCGAGCAUCAGGCAGCAAUGGGCAGAAUGACGUGCAACGAGCAACAGUCCAAGUGCUCUCAGGGAAACGCCGCUUCGAAUACGGCCGCCACCAAGUUGUCUUCCGCGAAGUCUUCCGAGACAAUCCACCAGCCGCCACCGUCGGAUAGGAACAGGUCCAGCGACGAGGAUCUUUUAGUGGACGCAUGCACGGGUCAUUCCAUGACAUCGAGUAGCGCGUCUAACGUGCCAACUGCGAGCGACGUUUACGCGCAUCAGAAGCAGAUACCGAGGCUAGUUAACGUAAAGGACGGCGCCAGUAACUCCACCGCAGCCUGCGACGAUUCCUGCGUCAGUGACUUUGUCACCUCGACCCCGUCCAAGGACUGGACGGCGAGGAUCAGCAAUGACACGUUGCAGCAAAGUUGCUCGUCCUGUCUACCACAGGAUCUGCCCACGGAGUUGCAACUGUCUUCCUCUCCAAGGAGUUACAAGGAGCUUAAAGAGAAGUGUCGUGAUCCUCCUUGGAGACCCACAGAGAUGAUGGAAGGCGGCACGGUGCACGGGUUGACGGUAUGCUCGGGCGAGGCGUUCCAGGAUUCGAGCUCGAAGAGGCGCACUGGGGCAUCAUGUCAAGCGCUCAGGCAUGCAGUCGCAUCAUUGAACCGUUUGGACGACUUUUACAUGGAGAAUAUCGGCGCUGGAUUCUUCUCAGAGGUCUAUAAGGUUACUCACAAAGUGACGAAUCAGGUGAUGGUGCUCAAAAUGAAUCAGCUGCCGGCGAACAGGCCGAACAUGCUUAAGGAAGUUCAGCUCAUGAACAAGCUCAGCCAUCCGAACAUACUGAGGUUCAUGGGAGUGUGCGUACACGAGGGUCAACUGCAUGCGUUAACGGAGUACAUUAACGGUGGCAGCUUGGAGCAGCUGAUCAUGUCGCGGCACACGCCGCUACCGCAUCUCGUCCGGAUGAACCUUGCCAAGGAUGUGGCCCGCGGCAUGGCCUACCUACACAGCCGUGGUCUCUUCCAUCGCGAUCUCACCUCGAAAAACGUGCUGAUCAAGAGAGACGAGUGCAGCAACGAGAUGACCGCAGUGGUGGGCGAUUUCGGAUUGGCCGCCAAGAUACCCGAUCCCAGCUCGGGCUAUCGGCUCAGCACUGUCGGCAGUCCAUACUGGAUGUCGCCCGAGUGCCUGAAGGGCCAGUGGUACGAUCACAGGUCCGACGUUUUCUCAUUCGGCAUCGUCGUGUGUGAGCUGAUCGGCCGGGUGCCAGCGGAUCCGGACGUUCUGCCACGCUCAGAUAACUUUGGCCUCGAUUACCUGGCCGUGGCGGAGAUCUGCGCGGCCGCCGAUCCGCCGCCCGCCUUCCUCCAGCUUGCCUUCAACUGCUGUACAUAUGAACCUAAGUCUAGGCCAACUUUUCCGGAAAUCACGGCCAGCCUGGAAACGAUGAUAGCGGCCUGCGAGGAGGAGCUGAAGAGCAACAUUGGUAAACGACAAUCGGCCGUCGAUCCGACACUGAUGUCCAGUAUGGACGAGAUCGCGCGUGAGGGGCGAACGACGAAGCGGCGCACCGCGAAACUUAGAAGCCAAUCGGCAGAUGCAAGAGGCUGCGACAAUGCGACACCCUCGGACAAAGCGCGGUGUCACUCCGCCAGGCGAGUAGCCGAGCUCGCCAGUCGAAGGGACCCACAUUACAGACCGAUGACGGCAAAUCCGUUCCACGCGCUGGGUGGCGUCAAGAAGAUCCUUGGCGACUUGUUUUCCAGCUGCCUGGAACUGCCCUCGUUAGAAGACGUGCGGCCUAGCAUCACCGAUAGCGCAUGCGGCAAAUUCAAGCCAGCACAGAAUGACAGCAUCGCCAAGAUUCUCGACAGGAAGAAGCCGAGCUCCGAACCGAGCAGCCCCACCGCCAGGAAAAAAUGGGAGAGAAAGGUUGCUACCAAGGUAGGCGCCGCGAGCUUGUUCGCCCAUCCGCUUUUUCGGGACGGGUGGGAGCCGCGAAGACGCGGCAGCUGCGAGUCUGGCUUUUGGAGUUGCGUGGGCGAGGACCUGAGUCCGGAGCCGCCGAAUCGUCGACACACGUCAACCCUUAGCAGUUCGGAGGCGAGCAGUAUGUUUCGAUUGGACGAUCAUCGGACCAGCUCGAUCUACACCGAUUCCUCCGAAGACAUUGCCAGCCUAGGUGGUGGCGACUCCUGCUGGGAGGAUCGACUGAACGGCAUCGGCUCAUCGAGUAAAACCAUUUCAAAGAUUGUCGAAUACUUCGAGAGGAAGCAAGCAAUGGCAGGCAGACUCGGUGAUCAUGGCGAUAUCGCUGGUCCCAGCCGCUUGACCUUGCUACGAGCCAGUCUGGAAGGACCCGUGCCCAUCAGCAGCAUCUCCGCGGCGCAACGGCUCGUCGUCUGCGAAGGUGCGGUGCGCAGUAAACUAGCGUUGUUCGACAAGAAGUGAUAUUACUGAUCUUGCGUGCGAGUCAUUCGACGGUUUCUCAUCGGUGUUCGAGUGACCCGCGCGAGAAGAGCGCAGUAACGCGAUAUCGGUAUCGGGGAAAAGACCUUCCCUAGCAGCGCGGGCUCGCCGUCGCAUGUACGCAGCGGCUGCGAGAAUCCUGUAGCGCAAUAAUUAGAUAAGCAGCGUAUUCUUAUGUAUAUUCGAGAAUGGAGAACAAACGUGGCAAGCAGAGAGUUAUAUUAGAGGUAUUAGCAAUCGAUCUUAUUCCGCGUAAAAGGAUUAAAGUAGACGGGGAAGGGGCGUUACGUAGUAUUGGCGUGUCAGAGAUCGAUCAUGUAAUAACUUGUAAGCAGGACAGUCGAUACACGCAUGCGGCAUGCUGACGGACACUUCUCUAAAAAUCUAGUAACCUGACUGUGAUGUUUUUUGAUAAUCUACAUACAUACAUUAUAUUGUCGAGCUGUACGACUGAAAAUUGGCGAAGCCAUCAGCGCGGGAUCCUUUUUAUAUGCAACACGAGUCGCGUUUCACUGUGGGUUUGAGUUACAACGACGUACGCGCCGUACGGAGACGAGGAGGGGGAGUGAGAGAACGAAGCAAUAGCGAAUUUUGUUUUGUAAAAAAAAAGAAAACUGCGUUCUGAGAUCGGUGUAGCGCUGUUCGCUCGCGAUCGACACACGUUUUUGCAGUGCCUCGCAGUUCCUACUAGCCAUCUCCGUCCUUACAUAUGAAACGUGGAUAUUUACCAAUCACCGCAAGGGUAGCUAUUCAGAUACAAUUGACGAUACAAGUACGAAUAAGGGCGAGUGACUUCUCUUUGUUUAAGCUGAGCAGGCGGCACCGCCAAGCCAAAGUAUCUUAUCUCGCCAUUCUUUGUUCCGUGGUUGAUGAUACGGUUUACGUUGUCAAGUUGCUCUUGUGUUGUGUUUUCUCGUGAUGCAUUAGUUAACAAUCUUUAUACGUUCAGUUUUUAACCUUUUUUCCUGUAUUUAAAGAUACUGGCUUAUUACCGCGAUCAUGGAUUUAUUCUUGCAGCGUACAUUGAAACAAAUGAAUUUUACCAGGCAUCACUAUUUAUACUUGACAAUAGAAUUUUAAUAGAAUUUUAUAAUAAUUGAAAUUAAAGUGAAUUGAAAAAUUGAAAUCUUUUCUUUUAACUUGUAAAUACACAAGCACUUAUUAUUAAUCAAUUGUCAUUUCUCAGAUAUUUUUAUAUAUCCAGUUGUUCUAUCAAAUGACAUGCAGAAACGGUGAUUUGUUCAAUGUGCGAUGUAAGGUGAAUCUGUAAUAAUUUUAAUAAAUAAAAUCAAUAUGUAAUUUUACCCUAUGCAAUUGUCAACAUCAUUAUCUAGUGCUGCAGUGAGAAGUCAGAAAAUCACCACCUUAGUUCUUUAUAUCUACGGAGGCCUACAGAGCCGCGCUUGCAGAGUUCUUAUUUCAUUUUCGACUUAACUGAUCGGCAUCUACACGGCGAGGUUCAUCAACGUUGCUACGUGUUCUCGCAACGACUUGCAAUUUUGCGUGUCAUGAUGUUAAAAUAGCUCGGGACGCGCGGUACGAUACGCCGGGGACAAUGAUAUAAUAUAUAUAUAUAUAUACAUAUACAUAUAUGUAUAUACACACACAUAUAUAUAUUAUGUAUAUAUAUAUAUAUAUACACAUAUAUAUUUUUUUGUUGGCAAAGAUGCACCCGUGUCCUGGAUAUUCUUGUUGACGUGUGCGAAGCCGAGUUUAUCCACUUUGGAAAGAGAACAUAUGAAACUGAUCUAGUCAGUGUAUUAAUGUGGCGGCCUUAUCUUUUGUACGUUGUAGCGCUAAAACUCGUAGUGUUUAAGGUGAUAGCGAGCGUGAAAUCGCGGGAUGAAACCGGGCCUUCUGGUAACGCGCAGAGUGGGUUUUUUUUCGAACAUCAGUAUAUUUAUACAAUGGAAAACGCAAGAGUGAGAGCGUGCGAGAUGCCGCGAGCAAAUCGAGGCUCGCUGCGCGCCUCUGCGUGUACGUGUGUGUGUGCGUGUGUGCGUGUGUUGCGUUUGCGGAAAGAAAGUGUAUACGUUCAAGGCGAUAUGUAUGUAGAUAGCUGUACGACUCCCGCAUAUAUAACGCGAAUCGCUUCGUCGCUCGGACGAAUCGAACCAAAUCUACCAUCGUAGAGUGAUAGAAAUAAUCGAUAUGACGAUAUAUCUUUUUACUUGUCGAAGUUCGCUCACGGGUUUACUCCAUAAGACUGUGCGUUCGUUAUGUAAUACGUCGUAAAGUAGGAAAGUAACUCGGAAUCGCGUCAACGACAUUCGCAGUCUCUUCCUCCUCGCGUAUACAAUAGGAUGCACGCCGUGUUACAUGUGGAAUCCAUUCUUCCUUCCUUUUUAUCUUGCUCUUAAUUUUUUUUCGCUCGUCGAAUCGAGGUCUUCUGUUCUUCCUCCGCGACGCGUCAAUCGGUACCUGAAUAGUCGAAGCGAGGGAAGGACUGCGAACGAGUUAGUUCUUAAGCGUACGGACAUAUCAGGAGUACGGGCAUAUCCUGAGAUUCAACCCGGUCGUAAUGGGCAAUAAACGCGUGAUCACAAAUGAAUGAGAAUGGGAGUGCGUGCGCGAGUGAGUGAGCAGAAAGAGAGGGGGAGGGGGCGGGGGAGUGAGAAAGCGGAAUCGACGGACCGAGAGGCGCAUUUAAGAAAAAAAGAGAUAUGGGUUAUUUAUUUUAAGUAAAAACAGUUAUAUUAAAGAUUAUAUAUCUAUAUAUAUAUGUAUAUAUAUAUAGAUCUACGCGAAAAUUGUUUCUUCCAUAUUUCUCAACUGUUGUCUAGAGUCCACAAUCGCUACCGUUGUAGCGCGCGUAGUCCCCGUUCUUCUAGCUGUAUAUAUUAUAUUACACUACGAGGGGGUACACGUGAUAUCCGAGCACUCUCGUGACUCUUUCCGCGCGUUGGUCGUCUUGAGAUAUGUACAACACAGAAAAGUUAAAUAAUAGCAAGAGCGCUGUGAAUGUUCGAUUUUCGUGACCGCUGGUCACUACUCAUAAAUUGGACAUAAAUAAGCGCAGGAGGAAAGAAAAACAAUGGCGAUGAUAAUAAUAGUUGUAACAAUAGCGAAAGACGAAGCUAUAUAUAUAUAUGUGUGUUGUAUAUAUAUAUAUAUGUAUAUAUAGCUAUGUAAAAAAAUUCCUAUAUAUACAAAGAUAAUAAAGUUAAGGGCUCCCAAUUUUUA
Messenger RNA from Ooceraea biroi (clonal raider ant), 9267 nucleotides. It is a transcript of the gene cdi, whose product is annotated as serine/threonine kinase. The record is from RefSeq and is a predicted model, not a curated record. Gene Ontology annotation, molecular function: protein serine/threonine kinase activity; ATP binding. Gene Ontology annotation, cellular component: nucleus; cytoplasm. Lineage: Eukaryota; Metazoa; Arthropoda; Insecta; Hymenoptera; Formicidae. Gene Ontology annotation, biological process: actin cytoskeleton organization; protein phosphorylation.